GCGGCAGCGUUUGGCGUGAGAGCCGGAACGGGGCGGAGCGGUGCGCGGGCGGGAGGCCGCUGGGUCCAUGAGCGCUGCAGAGCCGCGCUGUGCGUGUCGUGGUGCCGCAUCGCCGAACAUGCUUAGUUUUUAACAGCGGGAUUUUCUUGUGACUAAUAGCAAGCAAAGAGUCCUGCUGAUGGUACUCCAAGAAGACCUGUCUUGUCUGUCAGUGCUAGAAAGAUUAAGGAUAAUGCAGCAGACUGGCAUAAUUUAAUGAUGAAAUGGGAGAGACUGAAUGAUGAUGGAUUUACUACAGCAAACAAAAUUGUCAACAUGAAAAUCAGUGAGCAUUUUAGGUUUCAAGAUAACAAAUUGGAGAUAGCAUGUGAUAGCAGUGCCACAGAGUCUGAGAAGCCAUCUCCAAAAUACAAUGAAGAGCUGGAUAGUUGCUGUGCAGAGUUACUUGAGACCUUAAAGCAUAUGACAAAAAUACAACUCAAAAUGGAAAAGCUGUCUUUGACUACUAAAGGAAUUUGUGACUUGGAAACAUUCCACCACGGAGCUGGGAAUUGCACAGCACCCCUAUUUCACACGUGGCCCACACCAUAUUUCUAUGAGGUCUCUCUGAAGCUCUCUGAAAUGUACAAGAAGGAGCUACAACUCAAGCAAACAAUUGUACAAGAUAUUGCUCAUUCUGCUGACCAGGAUCUGUUGAUGGUCUAUUUAUCAUCAUGGUUAUACCAGCCUUACAUUGAGAAUAGCAGCAAACUACUAUUAGAAUCCAUGCUCCUGGAAACAGGACAUAGACAGUGCUAGGACUGCAGACGUUACUUGGCUUGUUUCUGAAGAUACUUGCAUGAAAUUGAAAUGGCAAGUUUGCAAGGCUCACGAAGUAUGUUGAAUUUUUGUAAAACUUAUUAAAAAUAUUUUUCGCUAUUUGUAUUUAUUAUUUUGUCUCAGCUGAUAUUCUUUUUUCUGCAUGGGACAACCUGUUUUAGUUUGCUUUAUCCAUAUAAAGCUUGGCUGUGGUGCAGCAGUGACAAGAAAAGUUCUGGGUCCAACAGGUUGACUCUGCCGCUUCAUGAUUAGAGCAUUCAGUUGAGAUGAAGACAUAGAUUUUUGAGGAAAACAUGACCAAAUGCUGGAUAGUAUUUCCAUCUUAAUGAGGGCAGAAUAGCUCAGCUGUUCUUCAGCAGCUAACAGCUCAAACCUAAACAUUUGCUUUUAAGUUGUAAGUGGAUGGGAUAUAAUUUUCCCCAAUUUUUAACAGUAAUUAAUAUUUCUAAGUAUGUCACCAACUCUGCUUUGCAUUCAUAUUUUGUAUAGCUUGUUAUCUAAAAGAGAGGUGUCCAUGUCAUGCAAUCUUGUAGGAAUGUCGUUUGAUGCUGUUAUGAUAGUUUGGCGUGUGGUCCUGAGAAGUUGCUACAGGCAGUAGUGUACAUUCUGGUUUGGCUUGAUUACCCUGUGACACUUGAAGAGUGAUCCAAGCCUGAACUAGUACAUUUGGCAGGUUUAGUACAAAUCACUGUGCCACAACCGUUAUAUGAAAAGGUCUUGUCUCUUUUAAUCCUUGUAACCUUUGUAACCUUUUUCUUUUAGAGAUGUUUCAUGAAAGCUUCUAGUGAAUAAAAAAUAAAGCCCUGCUUCAGCCAUGUC
This is a messenger RNA of Dromaius novaehollandiae (emu), 1638 nucleotides long. It is a transcript of the gene CINP, whose product is annotated as cyclin dependent kinase 2 interacting protein. The record is from RefSeq and is a predicted model, not a curated record. The coding region runs from base 256 to 798 and encodes 180 amino acids. Lineage: Eukaryota; Metazoa; Chordata; Aves; Casuariiformes; Dromaiidae. The transcript is spliced from 5 exons.